Molecule: messenger RNA, 915 nt
Organism: Trichophyton benhamiae CBS 112371
Lineage: Eukaryota; Fungi; Ascomycota; Eurotiomycetes; Onygenales; Arthrodermataceae
Product: peptidyl-prolyl cis-trans isomerase, putative
Exons: 6
Coding region: 1-915 (304 amino acids)
Biological process (GO): protein folding; protein peptidyl-prolyl isomerization
Cellular component (GO): fungal-type vacuole; endoplasmic reticulum
Molecular function (GO): peptidyl-prolyl cis-trans isomerase activity
Source: RefSeq, a predicted model, not a curated record
AUGGCCUUGUUGAUUCAAGCGUAUAAUUUUUGUGCACAACUUGAUGACUCAUCAAAUGUACUCCCCUUAUGCCCGCACCUGGCCAAUCAGCUGUACGAAAAGUCGAAAGUUUCAACUUCCGCUAAGAUCGCCCGUGUUUUGGCAGACGAGGAGGUGGAUAUUCAUAAAACAGCCACGUCGCUCCUCUGCAUGCCACUGUCUCCUCUCCAUCUACCUCCCGUUACCAUCUUGCCCCAGAAUAAGCAUCUCGUCUACACUUCUUAUAUACACGAUAUGGCCAGAAUUGGGCGUAUCUUGACCCUCGUGGUCUUCGCCGCCGUCGGUCUGUUCCUCUUCAUGGGACAGACGGUCGAGGCCAAAGGUCCCAAGAUCACAAGCAAGGUCUACUUUGAUAUCGAGCAUGAUGGUCAGCCCCUCGGACGGAUUGUCAUGGGAUUCGCUUUGGCUACUGGUGAGAAGGGAUUCGGAUAUGAGGGGUCUACCUUCCACCGUGUUAUCAAGGACUUCAUGAUCCAGGGUGGUGACUUUACCAAUGGUGACGGAACCGGUGGAAAGUCCAUCUACGGCAACAAGUUCGAGGACGAGAACUUCAAGCUACGCCAUACCAAGAAGGGUGUUCUCAGCAUGGCCAACGCCGGAAAAGAUACCAACGGAUCUCAGUUCUUCAUUACCACCGCUAUUACUGCCUGGCUUGAUGGAAAGCACGUCGUCUUCGGCGAGGUGCUCGAGGGAUACGAUAUCGUUGAUAAGAUCCAGGUCGUCCCCAAGGGCUUCCAGGACCGUCCCACCAAAGAUGUAAAAAUCGUCAAGUGCGGAGAACUUGACAUGAAGGAGGAAGCAGAGGGUGAAGGUACUGAAUCACCAUCUAAGCCCGACUCCGAGAAAGAACAGGCCCCAGUCCGUGAUGAAAUCUAG